AUGGGAAUAAGGGAGGGGAGGGCAGGAUUAGAAGAUAAGGAUGACCAAUCAAAUAUCCAUGUGGACUCAAUGUACGAGGUUGAGCUCUUGCUCUCGUUGAAGCUACAAUAUGGGUAUACGCAAGUUGCACAGAAAGUGAAGAGGAAGAGAGGAACUGUACAUUUGUUGACCCAAAAUAAAGGGAAAAUGUGCGUUCAAGGUGCAGAGCAUGAGACGGAGGGAAUGGAAAAUCCCAAAAAUGAUGAUGAAUUAAGUAUAAAGACUUCGUCUUUGCAUUCUCAAGCUGAUUUCGCCACUGCCCAGAAUGAGAAUUGGGACAAGAGUUCACCGGCUUUUGAGAAUGUUUCUAUGAAAUAUUCAGUUCCACUGGAAAGCAUUAGUGAAGAUGUAGCCAUUACUAACAGGAAACACAUUGUGUUGAAUAACUUCCUUCCCACCCUUCGGUCCGGGGAGUGGUCCGAUAUUGGAGGGCGGUUGGACAUGGAAGACACACACAUUUGUAUUCCAGACUUAGCUAUGAAUUUUGGUAACAGUAUACAUGGCAAGGAGGCUGUCUCCUUCUAUGGUGUGUUUGAUGGACAUGAGGGAAAAGGUGCAGCCCAAUUUGUACGCGACCACUUACCAAGAAUCAUUGUUGAGGAUGCUGAUUUUCCAUUGGAACUUGAGAAAGUGGUCACAAGAUCUUUUGUGGAGACAGACACUGCCUUUGCAAGAUUUUGCUCGACUGAGUCUAAUCUGUCCUCUGGCACAACUGCUCUCACUGCUAUGAUAUUUGGGAGAUCAUUACUUGUAGCGAAUGCAGGAGAUUGUAGGGCUGUAUUGUCUCGCCGUGGAGAGGCUAUAGAAAUGUCAAAGGAUCACAAGCCUUGUUGUAUUAACGAAAGGGCACGGAUCGAAUCACUUGGAGGAUUCAUUGAAGGUGAGUAUUUGAACGGGCGGUUAGGUGUGACUCGGGCAUUAGGUAACUGGCAUAUUAAAGGACUGAAGGAGGGGGAAAACGGCGGUCCAUUAAUUGCUGAGCCAGAACUUAAGUUGAUGACCAUAAUGAAAGAAGACGAGUUCUUGAUAAUAGGCAGUGAUGGAAUAUGGGAGGUUUUUAGAAGCCAAAAUGCAGUGGACUUCGCUAGGAGGAAACUCCAAGAACACAAUAAUGUGAAAUUAUGCUGCCAAGAUAUUGUGAAUGAAGCCAAAAAACGAGGGGCUGUGGACAAUUUGACAGUUGUGAUGGUUUGUUUUCACUCUGAGCCACCACCUCCUGUCGUGGUGCAGAGACCUAGAGUUCGACGGUUCAUUUCUGCAGAGGUUCUUCAGAACCUUAAAUUUCUACUUCAAGAUUAG
Fraxinus pennsylvanica is the source of this 1338-nucleotide messenger RNA. NCBI's taxonomy places the organism in Eukaryota, Viridiplantae, Streptophyta, Magnoliopsida, Lamiales, Oleaceae. The record is from the annotation of a GenBank genome assembly.